Messenger RNA from Toxorhynchites rutilus septentrionalis, 1299 nucleotides. RefSeq lists its product as uncharacterized. Gene Ontology annotation, molecular function: nucleic acid binding. Gene Ontology annotation, biological process: DNA integration. The record is from RefSeq and is a predicted model, not a curated record. The coding region runs from base 1 to 1299 and encodes 432 amino acids. NCBI's taxonomy places the organism in Eukaryota, Metazoa, Arthropoda, Insecta, Diptera, Culicidae. The transcript has a single exon.
AUGGAUGAGGACGGAGUGAUACGUAAACGCAAUCGGUUGGCGAAUGCAGAAUGGAUACCGUAUGGAACCAAGUACCCGGUUAUUCUACCCAGUAAACAUCCGAUCACCUUUCUUCUUGUCGACUCAUUUCAUCGUUGCUUCCGUCACUGUAACCGUGAAACAGUUGUCAACGAGAUGAGGCAACUCUACGAUAUUCCGAAGCUAAGAUCAAUUGUUGCAGAAGUUUCGAAACGAUGUAUUUGGUGUAAAGUUGUUCGUGCCUAUCCUCGCCCACCACCCAUGGCACCACUCCCAAAAGUACGAUUGAGACCGUUUGUGCGGCCGUUCACCUAUGUCGGUAUAGACUAUUUUGUUCCAGUGCUCGUGAAGGUGGGUCGGAACAACGUCAAGCGGUGGAUAGCAUUGUUCACCUGCUUGACCAUACGCGCUGUGCAUUUGGAAAUCGUCCAUAGCUUGUCAAAGGAAUCCUGUUUUAUGGCUGUUAGAAGAUUCGUAUCACGAAGAGGUGCUCCGGCUGAGAUAUUCAGCGAUAAUGGGACUAACUUUCACGGGGCGAACAAUCAAUUAAAGCGGGAGAUAGAGGAACGGAAUAACGAUCUAGCAACAACCUUCACCAACACUACUACUCGGUGGUCGUUCAACCCACCUGGUGCGCCACAUAUGGGUGGCGCGUGGGAACGAAUGGUCCGCUCGGUGAAGACAGCAAUCGGAGCCAUUUUGGAAACGCAGAGACGACCGGAUGAUGAGGUUUUCAUGACAGUUAUGAUUGAAGCGGAGGCGAUGAUAAAUACGAGACCGUUGACGUACAUACCAUUAGAAUCGGCGGAUCAUGAAGCCUUGACCCCAAACCAUUUUCUCUUGGGGAGCUCAAGCGGUAUAAAGCAGCCACCUACGAUGCCCAUGGAUUAUCGUACAACGUUGACUAGUGGAUGGAAGCUAGCCCAGUAUUUGUCGGAUACAUUAUGGAAGCGUUGGAUCAAAGAAUAUAUGCCGGUGAUUUUGAGAAGGUCAAAGUGGUUUGAAGACGUGAGGGAGAUAACAGAAGGGGAUCUGGUGCUGAUCGUGGACAGUACGGUGCGGAAUCAAUGGAUCAGAGGAAAGGUGGUCAAGAUCAUUCAAGGAAAAGAUGGACGCGUCCGACAAGCCUGGGUACAAACUGCAAGUGGUACCUUGCGAAGACCAGUGGUGAAGUUAGCGUUACUCGACGUCGUAGAUGGUGGUAAACCGGAAGUCGCUCACAAGGCUUUACGGGUGGGGGAAUGUGACGUCGAGAACCCCUCGUCGACCAACGUGCAGUAG